AUGCCGCUCCCGCCGCUUCCCCUCACCUUCGUGCUCGUCCUUCUCUCGUGCGCUCCGCCGUUUUUUUCGCCGCGAUUCGCGGCGGCGGAGGAUCUUUUCGGCGGCGAUACCGGCGUUCGCGAGCUCGACGCCGCCAGUCUCGCGAACGAAGUCCUCGCGCCGCUCCGCGCGCCGCCGCACUUAGCGCCGCUUCCCCCGCCGCUGCAGCCUCCGCUUCAUCUGCAGCAGCGGGAGGCAUUCGUGGUACGGCCGUCCCCGUUACAGUCAGAAAGGAAGGCGGAGGCGGAACAGGACGCGGAAGAGGGGGCGGAAGAGGAGGCGGAACUUUCAGGAGUACAGGGCGGGGGAAACGAGGGUGUCCGCCGGAGCGCAGCGGAGAGCGGAGAUGGGGCGGUGGGAGACGCGUGGCGGGCGGGGAUGCGGGGGAGCGGGGGGCGGAAGGCGGUGGGGGAUUGGAGGAGAAGCGGCGGAAAGCGCGGUAGGGUGCUUGCAGGGCGGGUAGAUGGAGGUGGGGGGGGAGAUGAGAGGCGUGCAGUGGGGGGUGGCGGGGGGGGUGUGAAAGACGCAGGGGGGAAAGAGGGGGUAGAGGAAGGGGGGGAGGAAAGGGGGGAGGAAGGUGGGGAGGCUGGGGAAGAGGAAACGCGGGAAGAAGGGGAGGAGGAAGAGGAGGGACAAGAGGGCGAGAAAGAAGAGGAGGACGAGGGGGAAGGGGAAGCUGUGGAAACUGGGGAAGGGGAAGGAGAGGAAAGGGACAAACACGAGACAAGCGAGGAGGAUCCGAGAUUUGAGAGGGAACGUCUGAGUCAACUCAAGAGGGACGUUCCCUCAGUAGUACCAAUGGCUGGCACUCUGGAGGCUUCUGAAUCGACUCAAAAGUCACUUAAGAGAGACGUUCCCUCAGUACCAAUGGCUGGUACUCUGGAUGCUUCUGUGGUGACUCGGAAGGGGAUUUUUGAGUCGACUCAAAAGUCGCCUCAUCACAAGAGGGACGUUCCCUCAGUUGUACCAGUGGCUGGUACCCUGGAGGCUUCUGAGGUGACUCGGAAGGUACUGACUCCAAGUGGGAAUACGAUGCACAGGCAGGAGACGGAUGGAGGAGGGAUGGAGGAAGGGGGAGCGAGGGAAUCUUUUCAGCUGGCUGCUGCAUUUGCGUCCAUCCAUAAAGGAUUCCUUACCACUCCCUCCUCUUUUUCCUCCUCUUUUUCCUCCUCCUCCUCCUCCUCCUCCUCCUCCUCCUCCUCCUCCUCCUCCUCCUCUUCCUCCUCCUCCUCCUCCUCCUCCUCCUCCUCCUCCUCCUCCUCCUCCUCCUCCUCCUCCUCCUCCUCCUCCUCCUCUCCCUCACUCCCACCACCCACUGCCACACCCCCUCCCCCAGUGCCUAUCUGGCUAGUGGCAUGGUACCAUCCCCUGUGCCACCACUGCAGGGCGCUCAGGCCGCACAUCAUAGCUGCAGCUGCUGCGGUCGCACACACGGGGGGGGUGCACGUCGGAGCAGUCAACUGCGAGAAGCACUACAUCCUGGCAGCGCAAUACGGCAUCGUCUCCUUCCCAACGCUCCACCUCUUCAGUCCCUCACACACGGACCCGCCUCUCCUCUACCACGGCUUCCGCUCCUCCCACUCCAUCACCGCAGCCCUCUCCGCGUUUGCCGCCUCCAACGGCACUCGCCUGCCCGUCACCCCCUCCUCGCUCCUCUUCCGCACAGCCCACGAGCUCCAGAUGAUGCGCGCACGCCCGUCCGCCAAGGCCCCGUUUCUCCUCUCGCUCCUCGCUCUCUCUGUUCUCUCCCUCCUGCUCUUGCUCUCCAAGGCCCCUGUGCCGCACUCGCCUCUCCCCUCCCCCGGCCCAGGCAGUAGCACGGGAGGAGCAGCUGAAUCCGGUGGUUUAUUCAGGAUGGUUUCGCUGCCCAGGUGGCUGCGGCGGGGCCAGGUGCUUUCUCAGGUGGGAGGGAGGAGACAUGGUGGAACAGUGGGAGGAGUGGGUGGAGGGGAGGGAGGGUUGGAGGGGAGAGCGGAGGCGGUGAUGGUGAGAGGUCAAGGUGCUGACCGGGUGGGAGGGCGAGAGAUUGUGGGAGGAGGAGAGAUUGUGGGGCGAGGAGCCCUCGCGGCGCGUCACCGAGCAGCUCCCACCGAGACAUUGCUGCAGAAGGCUGUCAAAGCGCGAGCUCUCGCCGACAAAGCCGCCGCAGCAGCCACAGAGGCCGAGGCGAUCGCGGAGCAGCGCAGACAAGACGAAGCCGCGGCGCUCGCCGACCUCAACGCCGCCAUAGCCGCCGCGGACGCCGCCUCCGCCGCGCUCACCGCCGCGAGAACCGGCGCGACGUCCGCGGCCGCGGCGAAGGGAAACGCGAAGAAAUCUCUCGACGCCGCGAAAAAGCAGCUCGACGAAAUGAAGAAAGCGCGCGAAGUGAAGUCGAAGAACGUUGACAAGAAAAAAGCUGACGUGAAAACCGCAGAGGCGAAGGUCAAAGCGGCGCAGCAGAAGCUAGACAAAGUCAACGCGGAGAAAACCAAGCAGGAGAAGAUCGCGGCGGACGCGAAAGCAGCGAGCGACGCGGCGGAGCAGGAGGCGAAGAAGAAGAAGGGCGACAAGGCGUUGGCGAACAAGGCGAAGAAAGCCGGCGACGACGCGAAGAAAGCCAAGGAGCAGGCCGACGCGCUCGCGAAGGAGGCGCUCGCGGCGGAGCAGGUGCUAGCGGCGGCGGAGGACGCGGCGGAGAAGGAGCAGGACGAGGCGAGCGCGGCGGAGAGCGCCAGCGCGCCGUCGGACGCGGAGCUGGAGAAGGAGGACGAGGUGGCGGAGGCGGCGGAAGACGCACAAGAGGCGGAGGCGGCACAGAAGGCGGCGGAGGUCAGCGCGAAGGACGCGGAGAAGGCGCUCAAGCGCGCGCUCGUGGCGGUGAAGCAGGCGCGCGCGGCGUGGAAGAACAAGAACGCGCUGCGACUGGCCGCGGAGAAGAAGGCGGCGCAGAAGGCGGCGAUCGCGGCUGCGUUCGACGCCAAGGCGGACGCGGCGGAACGCGCUGCUGGCAUUGUCGCCCCUCCCUCCGCGCCCGCAUCCCAACCUGCGCCUGGCUCGCACCCCGCGCCUGGCUCGCACCCCGCGCCUGGCUCUAAUCCCGCGCCUGGAUCUAAUCCCGCGCCUGGCUCUAAUCCCGCGCCUGGCUCGAAACCCGCGCCUGGCUCUAAUCCUGCGCCUGGCUCUAAUCCCGCACCUGGCUCUCAAGCCGCACCUGGCUCUCAAGCCGCACCUGGCUCAAACCCUGCACCUGGCUCGCACCCUGCACCUGGUUCGCAGCCCGCACCUGGUUCCACACCUGCUUAG
Molecule: messenger RNA, 3324 nt
Organism: Closterium sp. NIES-65
Lineage: Eukaryota; Viridiplantae; Streptophyta; Zygnematophyceae; Desmidiales; Closteriaceae
Source: the annotation of a GenBank genome assembly